Messenger RNA from Lentinula edodes (shiitake mushroom), 2356 nucleotides. RefSeq lists its product as uncharacterized. The coding region runs from base 47 to 2356 and encodes 769 amino acids. NCBI's taxonomy places the organism in Eukaryota, Fungi, Basidiomycota, Agaricomycetes, Agaricales, Omphalotaceae. Gene Ontology annotation, molecular function: ATP hydrolysis activity; ATP binding. The transcript is spliced from 9 exons. The record is from RefSeq and is a predicted model, not a curated record.
CUCUCCAGCUAGUACCUUUGCUCUCGCGAACAUCCAGGUUUUGCAGAUGCAUCAACAUUUACGGGUGGCUAAGAGGAAUACCAAGUUACCUCUCGAGGAAAAGAUCAAGUUACUUGAGGAAAGAUUAGCCACAUUGGAGUCAAAGUACGGAGAAGUGCAGGUGGACAAGAGCACACAGUCAGAAUCAUUGCAAACAAAUGGGCAGGAUGGAAAUAAAGAAGCAAUAGAUGUUGAUAUAAUCUCGAGAGCGCGAGUUGUUAUAAACAGAAGGGAUGAGACAACAGGAGAGAGGAAAGAUUUCGAUGUAACAGAUCCGGCGGUCUCAGCUCCUGGCAAGAACAAAGUCGCAACAGAGCAAAACUAUGCUUUCCUCCUCAGGAAGUUCAUCUUUUAUACUGACGAUCCAACGAGUGAGCUGGAGAUCACUGGGAUUGAACUGCGGAAUCUCCUUAAACAGCUUCUUCAACACUAUCCUUAUGAUAUUUUUCUUGGAGAUGCCGUCUCGAUUUCAUCACCAUUCGAGUGUCUGGUUCUGAAUUGGGACUUGCUCGAAAGCGAAGCUCAAAAGCUAGGCAGUACCCUAGAUGACCAAGUUGCACGAGAUGAUCUGAAACUUCUCCUUGCAACUAUCAAGGAGAGCUCUGAUCCAAAGCUGGAGGACUAUUUCAGGAUACGAGACCAUCUUAAAGCCUCUAACAGCAUCACAUUCGACACACUAUGGACAAUCUUUCCACCUGGUACUCUUGUACAUAGUGCACCUUUCUUGAGGCUUGAUCAGCUCUUUGUUGUCCAGGACUACCAGACUGCUUGGCCAAACAAUGACAAUGCCCGUUCUAAAAGACUCUUAUACUGGAAUCUGGACUGCUGGACAUAUGAUUGGAAUGGCCAAUAUUUUCAACGCUAUGGGAUAACACUUAGCAUUGAUUACUUUGAAGGUUUCAAGCCAAUCUCAUCUCUUCCUGUGCGACCCUUCGAUGUUGUUGAGAAUCCAAGCAAAUUGAAGGACAAACUACUUCGAAGAGGUAGACUCUUCCGAAAAUACUGCAGCAUUCCUAAGGACUGCAGAAUGUUCCAGUAUUCAGGCAAAGCCAUCCUUGACAAAAGUGGUUUUCGUGGAGUCAGUUCUAGCUCAGAUGAUGAUAGCCAAAACGCAACCGGCUCUGACCGCCAAAAACAAUCAAAUGUCAUUGGUGAUGUGAUGGUGGACUUUGAGUCUUACUAUAAACAUGGCCUUGCUACUGCACAAAUAGCUGACUUCAACAUUUCCGAAGAAACAACUGAAUGCAAAUGUCCCAACUGUACUUCCAACACAACACUUCAGAACAUAUUUCGAGUUAGGUAUGAUGGCGCAACAGGAGACCAGAGUGAAGAAUGGGAGGAGGAACAGAUAAUGCUCUGCCCCCCUCGGCUUCUUGGAUAUGUGCUCCGCGAGAAAAAAUGGGCGCAACUGGAUGUAAACAGUGUUCUUGUAUCAAAACAUGGGGAGGUAAAUGCAUUUUGGGACAAGUUAAUACUUGCUGGUGAGGAUGGUGGGAAGGAGACGAAAGCGAUGCUCCACGGGUUAAUAAAGAACCAUGGUAAUAGUGAGAGCGGAGAUGGGAAGACAGGAUAUCAUCUUAAUGAUAUAGUGGCGGAAAAAGGGAAAGGUCUGGUUAUACUCCUUUAUGGACCUCCGGGAGUUGGAAAAACCUCCACGGCACAAACUAUUGCAAGUGCAGCAAGGAAGCCCCUGUUUUCUAUCGGUGUAGCCGACGUUGGCACUUCUGCUGGGCUUGUAGAGUCAAAUCUUGAGACAAUUUUUGACCUUGCAACUACGUGGAAAGCCGUUCUUUUGAUCGAUGAGGCUGAUGUGUUCUUACAAAGUAGAGCAAGGGGACAAGCAGGUCCUACGACUGAGCGGAAUGCUCUUGUAUCAGUCUUCCUCAGGGUGCUCGAAUACUACCAAGGAAUUUUGAUCCUAACCACCAACCAAAUUUCCCAAUUUGACGUUGCAGUCCAGUCCCGAAUUCACAUUGCCAUCCGAUAUGAAGGACUCGAUAAGAAGCAAACUGUCAGCAUCUUUAAAGGAUUCCUUGAGCAAUAUAAGGCUAGGGGUUUAGUACAGCAAAAUAUUUUCAAGAAAAUUAUGGACUGGGUUGAAAGAGAUUUGUCCAAACGCAAGUUUGAUGGUAGGCAGAUUCGGAAUAUUGUAACAAGUGCAAUGGGAAUUGCACUGGCUGAUGAAGAGAGGGAUACGCCUGGUUUGACUAUCGAGGACCUGCAGAGCGUGGUUGCAUAUAUGGGAAAUUUCAAGGGUGACCUUGAGUAUCAGAUGAGAGCAUAUGAAGAUGCACAAAAUGGGGCCCGCUACUCAUAA